AUGGGGAGAGUGGCGGUGGUGAUUCUAGGGGCUCUUGUCUGCGGAGCCCUGGCUAUAUCAGGCCACGUGAUUGUGUCAGACAAGAAUCCCGUUUACAAAGACGCUUCUGGAAACACUUACGUACCAAGGCACUGGAUCCUGGAAACUCAAGAUGAAGUGUCAGAAUAUGACGCCGAAAUUUAUGGACGCUAUGGAAAGAAGUUCCUUCCAGCCAAACUGGUUCAUGGGCUUUAUGAAAAUAUAUACCCAAACGUUUACCCAGUUAGUGGUGCUUUUGCUGAUGCCGUGAGGUAUAGUAGCGAAGGGUAUUUCCAUGAAGGAUACAAUAGCAGCCCUGCUUUCAAGAAACUACCUGGAAAAGUUCAAGUUCUCUUCAAAGAAGAAUCGGAGGAUGGUGGAAAGACCUUAAGUUCGCCCAGAGCAAGAACUACGAGGGACCUCUCGAGGAAACGAAGAACUUCUCCUCCUAAGCUAGAUUUAGGUGGACUGUUUAAAGGAGGAGGUCUUGGAGGCGGAGGUGGAUUUGGUGGAGGCGGUGGGAAAGGAGGAGGUGGCAGAGGUGGUGGAUUUGGCGGAGGUGGUGGAUUUGGCGGAGGUGGUGGUGGAUUUGGAGGGGGAGGAGGAUUUGGAGGAGGAGGUGGAGGACUUGGUGGAGGCGGUGGGUUUGGAGGAGGAGGGGGAGGGCUAGGUGUGGGAGGUGGGUUUGGAGGAGGAGGAGGAGGACUAGGUGGAGGAGGAGGAGGAGGACUAGGUGGAGGAGGAGGAGGAGGACUAGGUGGAGGAGGAGGAAUUGGUGGGGGUGGUGGGUUUGGAGGAGGCGGAGGGGGAGGAGGACUUGGAGGUGGAGGUGGAUUAGGAGGAGGAGGUGGUGGGUCUACUGGUGGAGGUGGAGGAAUUGGGGGAGGGGGUGGAAGUGGUGGUGGAAUAGGAGGUGGAGGCGGUGGUGGACAGGGAAGUGGAGGAGGUGGAGGUCAUGGAGGAGGAAGUGGUGGAGGAUUUGGUGGAGGUGGAGGAGGAGGCAUUGGCGGAGGAGGAGGGAUUGGCGGAGGAGGAGGCGGAGGCAUUGGUGGAGGAGGAGGGAUUGGCGGAAGGUAG
Molecule: messenger RNA, 1095 nt
Organism: Macrobrachium nipponense
Lineage: Eukaryota; Metazoa; Arthropoda; Malacostraca; Decapoda; Palaemonidae
Exons: 2
Coding region: 1-1095 (364 amino acids)
Source: RefSeq, a predicted model, not a curated record